AUGAAAUUCACCCUCUUGACACCCGCCCUCCUCAUCCUGAGCGUCGACCCCCUCUCGGUCGUGGCACAUCCAAAUCCAAACCCACCCACCGUCCUCCGUAAAUGCAUGCCCCUCCUCAGCGACAUCGGCGAAGACGAAGCAUGGUUCAUUGCGAACCUGCAGUGCAAUUAUGCUUGCCAGAAAAAUGGAUUCAAUGGGGGUGGGUGUGAUAGGGCUGCAUAUGAGUGUCACUGUUCUUGA
Messenger RNA from Aspergillus pseudoviridinutans, 240 nucleotides. RefSeq lists its product as uncharacterized. NCBI's taxonomy places the organism in Eukaryota, Fungi, Ascomycota, Eurotiomycetes, Eurotiales, Aspergillaceae. Bases 1 to 240 code for a protein of 79 amino acids. The record is from RefSeq and is a predicted model, not a curated record. The transcript has 3 exons.